Saccharomycodes ludwigii is the source of this 1725-nucleotide messenger RNA. RefSeq names its product transcription factor TFIIIB subunit BRF1 (gene BRF1). NCBI's taxonomy places the organism in Eukaryota, Fungi, Ascomycota, Saccharomycetes, Saccharomycodales, Saccharomycodaceae. The transcript has a single exon. Gene Ontology annotation, cellular component: transcription factor TFIIIB complex; transcription preinitiation complex; nucleus. Gene Ontology annotation, biological process: transcription by RNA polymerase III; transcription preinitiation complex assembly; DNA-templated transcription initiation. Gene Ontology annotation, molecular function: TBP-class protein binding; RNA polymerase III general transcription initiation factor activity; RNA polymerase III type 3 promoter sequence-specific DNA binding. The record is from RefSeq and is a predicted model, not a curated record. The coding region runs from base 1 to 1725 and encodes 574 amino acids.
AUGCCAACUUGUAAAACCUGUCACAAUACCAACUUUGUCAGAGAUAUAUCAAAUGCAAAUAACGAUUUAGUUUGUACACAAUGUGGUGUGGUUUGUGAAGACAACCCAAUAGUGUCAGAAGUCACAUUUGGUGAAAGUAGUUCUGGUGCAGCAGUAGUACAUGGCAGUUUUUUAAGUGCCGAUCAAAGCCAUGGAGGUGGUAUCUUAGAAAGUAGAGAACAAACUUUAAAUAAUGCAAGGAGAAAAUUAAGAGCAGUUUCGUUUGCCUUGAAAAUCCCAGAAUAUAUAACAGAUGCUGCGUUCCAGUGGUAUAAAUUAUGCCUAACAAAUAAUUUUGUACAAGGUAGAAAAUCUCAAAACGUGAUCAGUGCGUGUCUCUAUGUUGCUUGUAGAAAAGAGAAAACGCAUCACAUGCUAAUUGAUUUCAGUUCUCGAUUGCAAGUUUCUGUUUACUCUAUUGGUGCCACUUUUUUGAAAAUGUGCAAACAACUACAUAUUACAGACUUACCAUUAGCUGAUCCAAGUUUGUACAUCCAACAUUUUGCUGAAAAGUUGGAUUUAAGAGAGAAAAAAAACAAGGUCAUUAGAGAUGCUGUGCAGCUGGCCUCAAGAAUGAGCAAAGAUUGGAUGUACGAAGGUAGAAGACCAGCUGGUAUUGCAGGCGCUUGUUUAUUGUUGGCCUGUAGAAUGAAUAACCUGAGAAGGACACAUUCAGAAAUAGUUGCUGUAAGCCAUGUUGGGGAAGAUACGUUACAAACAAGAUUGAAUGAAUUCAAACAAUUGAAAUCGGCUUCUUUAUCGGUCAAGGACUUUAGAGAUGAAAACGAAAAUUCAGAUUUACUACAAGAUAAGGGAGAACUACCUCCGAGUCUAAAGAAAAAUAGAGUGAAGGCCGCUGAGUUCAAAAAAAAGUUGAGGGAGAAAAAAAUUAUAGAAACUGAUGCUAAACUUUUAAAAAAAGAUCCUAUUUUAUCACAAGUUCUAACUGAACAAGAAUUGAGUAGUAAAGAAAUACUAUACUAUUUAGAUAAAUUGUCCAAACAGAAAAAGGAAAUAAUCGAGAGAUUAAAGCAGAAGCAUGGGAUAGAUGGCAAUGAAGAAACAAAAAAAGGGGAAGGUGCUGGGGAACUCACAGAUUUGCAUGGGGAAAUAUUAGACGAUGAAAAUGAAAACGACAUAAAGAAUAAAGAAGAUCCUCUAAGACCCAAAAAUCUCCAUUUGUUACCAACUACCGAUGCUUUAUUAACAAAAGUGUCUGAUGAACCAAUAGAUUUACAAGAUGUUGAUGAUGACGAGUUAGAUGAACUUCUCUUGGAUGAGCAGGCCUCCAAAUUGAAGGAACGGAUAUGGCUAGGCCUCAAUGGAGACUACUUGUUAGAACAGGAAAGUAAACGGUUGAAACAGGAGGCUGAUUUAUUGAGUGGUAAUAUAACCAACAGCAAAGUAAGAAAGAGAAACGGUGGACGUAAGAAGCAAAAGUCAACUGUUACUGCAAUUAAAGAACUAACUACUGGGUUAAACCAAAGUGGGUUACAACAAUUAUUAAGUGGUGGGAAAAUUACUGCAAGUGGUGAGAUUGUUGAGAAUGUUGACGUUACAAUUGGUGACAAUAUUAAAAAUGAGAAGAAUACUGCAGCGGAAAGUGUUAAAACUAUGUUGCAAGGAAAUUCAACAUUUUCCAAAAAAAUUAAUUAUGAUGCUAUCGAUGGGUUAUUUGGCAAUUAG